AUGCCUCCCAAGACUUCGGCAAGUGCUCGCAUGCUCGAUGCCCUCCAAUCGUUCUUUCUCGUGAUCGCAACCAUCCCCCGAUGGCGACACCUCGACGAGAAAAUAGUUCAACGCAACAAACUUGCCCUCAGAGACUCUACAAGAACCAUCUACUCGUGCGCCAACGCCGAGAACUUGCGCGAGUCGAUUCAUCUCGGCGAUGACCUGUUGCGGUGGAUAGGCAAGGAUGGCAAAAAAUACGACGGGAGGCCUGAAGAAAUCCCCCUCGAUUUCUUAGAGUCAUCUGCUCUAGGUCAACCCGCCCCCCUCCUCGCUCGACUCCGUCCCUCCUGCAAGAAGCUACUCACUGACCAGGCCGUCCUCAAGAAGUAUCUCACUCUCGACGGCGGCGACGAUAACGAAGCAGCGCCCAGCAAACGAGUCACGAUCAAGCAGGAACCCAGCAGCCGUCCUCCCAAGCGCAAUAUCCCUGAAGACGAUGAGUCGAACCACUCCCGUCCAGGCCCCGCGACCAAGAAGUCUCGGGCUGACUCGUCUUCCACUCAGCCUCCCACAGAUGCUCGUCCACCAGCACCCCGCAGUACCGCACAAACGAAUUCUCAGAAGGGCGACAAGCAAUCAACCAUUUUCAAACCGACCCCAGUCAAGCUCCCUCAAACCCCUCAAAAUUCGGAAACCGCCCAACAGGAUCGUGACGAAGACGAGUCCGAAAGCGACGAUGAACCACCCCCAGCCACCCAUUCUCGUUACCGACCGAUCAGAUCACCGUGUCGCGACGAUCUGCCUUCUACUGACCCGUCUCGGGAUCUCGCUGACCUCAUUCAGCUACACGUCAAUCAGACCGCGAGGAUUACCGAGGUCCAAGGUCACUGUCGGGUUCUCAUGGAUUACUACACCAGGGAAAGAAAUUUCUACCGCAUGCAGCUCGAUGAGCUUAAGAAGACGGUCGACGCGCGAGAAUCCGAGGUCGAAGGGUUGAGGCAGCAGGUACAGCAGAUUCGUCGGUACCUAGGGUUUGGGCAAGACUCGAAACAGCCGCCUCAACACCAUUCUCAGCACCCUCCACGUCCCCAUUCUGUUCCUGCCGUCGCCCCAGGCCAUUCUGCACAUUCUGCAGACUUCGUCGUACCCCAGGGACUCUCGAUGCAUCCGCCGCAACCCACCACUCCGCAUAUUCCCAACAAUACGCCUCCCACUUCGCUCCAGAACAUGCACGCCAACACCAACAACUUCGAAAACUCCAACAACUUUGGAAGUUCUAUGGAGUUCCAAGGCCAGUUCGCCAAUGGCUCCUCUUACCCUCCAUUUCCUUCUAGUGCCCCACCCCAGGACAGGAUGUUCGACGUGAACAAUUUAAACCCACUCGAUCCCAAUUUCAUUCCUCAGAACCAGAAUGGUCCUCCUCUCACUCUCCCCCAACAGGAGCCUGGGUCUAUGUAG
This is a messenger RNA of Coprinopsis cinerea okayama7#130, 1440 nucleotides long. RefSeq lists its product as hypothetical. The transcript is spliced from 6 exons. Bases 1 to 1440 code for a protein of 479 amino acids. NCBI's taxonomy places the organism in Eukaryota, Fungi, Basidiomycota, Agaricomycetes, Agaricales, Psathyrellaceae. The record is from RefSeq and is a predicted model, not a curated record.